This is a messenger RNA of Micromonas pusilla CCMP1545, 885 nucleotides long. RefSeq lists its product as uncharacterized. Bases 1 to 885 code for a protein of 294 amino acids. Gene Ontology annotation, molecular function: zinc ion binding. Lineage: Eukaryota; Viridiplantae; Chlorophyta; Mamiellophyceae; Mamiellales; Mamiellaceae. The transcript has a single exon. The record is from RefSeq and is a predicted model, not a curated record.
AUGCGCGUGAAGCGCGCGCGAACGGUCGCGGGUUUACGCGAUCGCGCGCGGCGCGGAGUCGCUCGUGGUCCUUGCGAACGCGAUGACGCGAUCGGCCGACACGAGCGCGUGGCGAGUGGCGACGCGUUGUGGCGAUCGCGAGCGCCCGCGCCGGCUCAAACUCGACGCCGCACAAGUUCCCCCGCGCGUGAGCUGGCGGCCCGCCGGCUGGUGGCGCGCGCUUCAAGUCUGUUCGCGCCCGACCGAGCCGAGUCGUUCGCUCCGAACCCGGCCGCGACAGCUGGGCAGAGAUCCGGGCGCGCCGGCGGCAUGCUGAGCUGCCUGCGCCCGGCGCUGAAGAAACGGAAGCGCGAGGACGACGGCGACGUCGCGGCGCCGCGCGCGAAUGAAGCGGAACCGACGUCCGACGGCGGCGGCCGCGGCGGAUGCGUCCCCGGGAGGCGGCCGCGAAAGCGCGUCGCCUUCGGCGAUGCGUCCGCGAUGCCGCUCGAGCGCACCGUCGGCGUCGCGGACGCGGACGUGGACCGCACGCCGAUCGAGCUGCCGUACACGUGCGACGGGUGCGGGAACUACAUCCUCACGACGCGCAUGAGCUGCGGCGGGUGCGAGGAUUUCGAUCUCUGCGAGCCGUGCUUCCGCGCGUUCGAGCGCGGCGGCGUCGACGGCGACGCGAACGACGCGAAGAACGGCCGCGCGGCGGUCGAGGAGAUUUCGAGGGCGGUGACACACGAGCAUCCUCCGGGGUGCUUCACCGUCGAGGACGUCGUCCCGGUGGAGGGGGAGUCCGAGAAAGUCGACGACGGGGUUAACGGCGCGGAGGACGCGGGCGCGGUGGGGGAUGGGGGCGACGUAGACGGCGACGGGGACGCGGCGACGGCGUCGUAG